Molecule: messenger RNA, 2331 nt
Organism: Vidua macroura (Pin-tailed whydah)
Lineage: Eukaryota; Metazoa; Chordata; Aves; Passeriformes; Viduidae
Gene: CNGA4
Product: cyclic nucleotide gated channel subunit alpha 4
Exons: 5
Coding region: 61-2322 (753 amino acids)
Biological process (GO): monoatomic cation transmembrane transport
Cellular component (GO): intracellular cyclic nucleotide activated cation channel complex; plasma membrane
Molecular function (GO): cGMP binding; protein-containing complex binding; intracellularly cAMP-activated cation channel activity
Source: RefSeq, a predicted model, not a curated record
CCUCGGCUCCCUCCUGUCCUGCCGCUGGGCCGGCUCCAGCCCGGCAGCCCCUCUGGAGCCAUGGCCACAGCCAGGGCUGGCACCGGCGCCGGACGUUCCACGGGGUGCACUGCCACCCCCCGGAACUGGAGCCUGGACCCCGCCGGGGACUGGCACUACAGGUGGAUCAGCCUCAUGGUGCUGCCCAUCCUUUACAACUGGGUCGUCCUCAUCCUCAGGUGCUGCUUCCCCGAGGUGCAGGAGGCACACGUGGGGCUGUGGCAGGCCCUGGACGGGCUCAGCGACACACUGUACCUGCUGGACAUGGCCGUGCGCCUCCACACAGGUUUCCUGGAGGACGGCAUCCUGGUGCGGGACGUCAGGCGGACGCGGCGGCGCUAUCUGGGCUCCUGGACCUUCCCCUGGGAUGUGAUGGCCGUGCUGCCCACCGAGCUGCUCUGUCUGCUCCCCGGGGUCCCGAGGGUCCCGGGGGUGCCAGCGGCACGUGCCAACCGCUGCCUACGGGUGCCGCGACUCUUGGAGGCCUUCGACCGGUGCGAGACGCGCACGGGACGGCCCAACGUGUUCCGCAUGGCCAAGCUGAUGCUGUACCUGCUGCUGGGCAUCCACUGGCAUGGGUGCCUCUACUUCGCGCUGUCGGCACGCCUGGGGCUGGGCGUCGACCCCUGGGUCUGCCCCAGCUUCACCCGACUGCUGCGCCGCUACCUGCACAGCUUCUACUUCUCCACGCUGGUCCUGGCCACAGUGGGCGACACGCCGGCACCGCAGCGCGAGGAGGAGUUCCUCUUCCUCACCGCCGGCUUCCUCCUGGCCGUGCUGGGCUUCGCCACCAUCACCGGCAGCAUCAGCACCGUCAUUGUCAACCUCAGCUCAGCCGCCACCGCCUUCUACCCCGACGCGGGGCCGGUGCGGCGCUACCUGCGGGCGUGGGGCGUGGGCGGGCGGCUGGCGGGACGCGUGGCGCGCUGGCACCAGCACCUGCGGGCGCAGCGCAAGCUGCCGGCCGAGUGGGAGGUGCUGCAGCACCUGCCGCAGGGCCUGCGGGCCGAGGUGGCCGCCGGCGUGCACCUGGCGGCCCUGCGGCGCGUGGGGCUGUUCCGCAGCUGGGAGCACGGCGUGCUGCGGCAGCUGGUGCUGCGCCUGCGGCCGCAGGUCUUCUGCCCCGGCGAGUUCGUGUGCCGGCGCGGGGACGUGGGCCGCGAGAUGUACUUCAUCCGCGAGGGCCGCCUGGCCGUGGUGGCCGAGGACGGCGUCACGCAGCUGGCCGUGCUGGGCGAGGGGCUCUACUUCGGGGAGAUCAGCCUCAUCAACAUCAAGGGCAACAUGGCCGGGAACCGGCGCACGGCCAACAUCCUGAGCAUCGGGUACUCAGACCUGUUCUGCCUGGGCAAGGAGGACCUGGCGGAGGUGCUGGCCGAGUUCCCCUGUGCCCGUGCUGCCAUGGAGGCCAAGGGCCGGGAGCUGCUGCUGCGCAUGGGCCAGCUCGACACCAGAGCUGAGGCGGCAGCACUGGCGGCCGAGGCCAAGGCGGAGCAGCGGCUGCAGGGGCUGGAGGUGGCCCUGGAGGGGCUCCAGACGCGGGCAGCACGGCUGCUGGCACAGCUGGAGGCCGGUGCCCUGCGCAUGGCCCUGCGCGUCCGGCGCCUCGAGGGACGGCUGCAGCUGCGGGGCAGAGCAGGGCGGGCGGACGGGGCGGCAGGAACGGCAGGAACGGCCUCACCGCAGCGGCCUGCCAGCCCACGGGGUGCUACCGGGGGACAGGGCCCCCCCAGAGAGCAGGCUUCAACCAAGGCACAGGCUGUCCUCAGGGCACACGGUCCCCUCGGGGAGCAGGGUCCCUCCAAGGUGCAGGGUGCCCCCAGGGCAGAGGGUCCUGCCCAGGAACCAGGUUCUGCAGGUGGGCAGGGUCCCACUGGGGUGCAGGGCCCCUCCAAGGCACCGAGUCCCCACAGGGCACACAGUCCCCAUAGAGCACAGGGGCCCAGCAACAUGCAAGGUCCUCCCAAAGCACACGAUACCCCCACGGUGCAGGGGCCCCUCAGGGCACGGGGUCACACUGGGGCACGGGGUCCUCGUGGCAUGCGUGGCCCCAGCGGGGCACAGGCUCCCCUCAAGCCUGGUACCCCCAUGUUACAGGGUCCCCUCAGGGCACAGGGGCAGACUGGGGCACGAGGUCCCAGCGGCGUGUAUGGUCCCCGCAGGGCACGGGCUCUCCCCAGGGCAUGGGGUCCCUCUGGGUCACAGAGAUCCACGGGGGCGCAUGAUGUCUCCGGGGCUCAGGGGCUCGGGGUCCCACGAGGGGUGGGGGUGCCGCGGGACUAGUUCCACGGU